Molecule: messenger RNA, 1804 nt
Organism: Camelina sativa (false flax)
Lineage: Eukaryota; Viridiplantae; Streptophyta; Magnoliopsida; Brassicales; Brassicaceae
Product: putative WRKY transcription factor 35
Biological process (GO): regulation of DNA-templated transcription
Cellular component (GO): nucleus
Molecular function (GO): DNA-binding transcription factor activity; transcription cis-regulatory region binding
Source: RefSeq, a predicted model, not a curated record
UCCCCUCUUUCUCUCUAACAUGAAAAAGUUGUCGAAGAUAUUCUCAUUCUGAAAAGUCAGCGUCCCUUUCUCGUUUCAUCAACCAUUUUUUGUUCUUCAUAAAUCAUCUUCUUUUUUCCCCAAGAGAAUAAUUCAACAUCACUGAUCAUCACUCUUUUCCGAUAUAUCCACAAAAACUCGAUCGAGAAUUAUAAUCGAACUUAUAUAUGUACCUGAUUCCAAAUCAUUUUUCCUAAUUACUUUUGCUUUAGGUUUUGGGAUUUCUAAUUAUUUUUCUGUGUAUAUAUAAUACCUAUAUAUACAUAAACACGCAUCAUACAUACAUAUUAUGUGCAGCGUCUUUGAGUUACUAAACAUGGACAACUUCCAAGGAGACCUAACAGACGUCGUACGAGGAAUUGGUUCAGGACACGUGUCAUCUCCAGGGCCACCGGAAGGUCCAACUCCGAGCAGCAUGUCUCGCCCGCCAACGUCAGAUCUCCACGUAGAGUUCCCCACCGCCGCUGCUUCUGCCAGCUGUCUCACAAAUCCCUUUGGCGACCCGUUCGUAAGCAUGACGGAUCCUCUCCUCCACCUCGCGGCCAACUCCGGUUUCUUAUCCGGUGCCGGAGAUAACGAGAGCAACAACAGUUUUGCAGUCUUGCCAAAGGGUUUUGAGGAUGACCAAAUUACGAGUCAAUGCAGUGUCUUCCCAAGAAUCCGGAUCUCGCAAAGCAAUAUCAUCCAAGAUGCAUCCACGUGUAAUUCACCGGCCAUAGCCGUCUCCAACGCCCCAACUUCGCCGUGGGGGAUGAUCAGCGUUGAUGCCACUAACAGUCCAAGAAACUGUUUACUAGUCGAUAAUAGUAACAACAUGUCAUCAGCCUCACAGAUUCAGAUCUCCUCUUCCCCUCAGAAUAUUGGCAUAAAGAGAAGGAAGAGCCAGACAAAGAAAGUGGUGUGCAUACCAGCUCCAGCGGCGAUGAACAGCCGGUCCAGUGGAGAAGUGGUUCCGUCUGAUCUAUGGGCUUGGCGAAAGUACGGUCAAAAACCCAUCAAAGGUUCUCCUUAUCCAAGGGGUUACUACAGAUGUAGCAGCUCAAAAGGUUGUUCAGCUAGGAAACAAGUCGAACGUAGCCGCACUGAUCCAAACAUGUUAGUCAUUACUUACACCUCUGAACAUAACCAUCCAUGGCCCACUCAACGCAAUGCUCUCGCCGGCUCCACUCGUUCCUCUUCCUCCUCCUCAUCAAACCUUUCUUCCAAAUUCUCAACCGCAACCGCAACUACGUCUCCCUCAUCCAGAUUCUCCCAAAACAAUAAUAACAAAGAUGAACACAAUAAGUCCCACUUGCCUUCCUCUUCCACUCCUCCUUAUGCGGCCGCGGGGGUUAAAGAGGAGAAGGGGGAGGAGCGCCAUGACAAUAUGGAGUUCGAUAAUGACGUUGAAGAUACGUAUAGACCGGAGUUGUUGCCCGAGUUUCAACAUCAGCCGGAGGAUUUCUUCGCAGAUCUUGACGAGCUUGAGGGAGACUCUUUGAAUAUGUUGCUAUCUCACAGUAGCGGCGGAGGCAACAUGGAUAACACAUCGACCAUUCCCGACGUUUUUAGCGAUUUCUUUGAUGACGACGACUCCUCAAGGUCCUUAUAAAUAUUCUAAUUAUGUAAACAUAGAAUUAUAUUAUUCUUGUGAUACGAUUGUACGAAAUGACGUAUUAGUCCUAGCGUAUACCACGGUCGCCGAGUAGCCAAUUAAGAGAAUUCAAGUCAUUUACAAUUCAUUUUUUUAGAUGAGAUCCAUCUAGUUCACUAAAACUCCAUUGUA